UGCCCGGGAGGCGCCACUGGAAGCGGAAGUAGCGGAGGGCGCGUUUGCAACGGCUUGGGUAGCAGCCCGGCAGUGUGCAGGUUCGCCGUGCCCUGGCGGGAGCCGCGAGGUGCUGCCCCGUGAGUGGAGAUAUGGAGGGAGAUGGCUCAGACCCAGAGCCCCCCGAUGCUGGGGAGGACAGCAAGUCCGAGAACGGGGAGAAUGCUCCCAUCUACUGCAUCUGCCGCAAGCCGGACAUCAACUGCUUCAUGAUUGGGUGUGAUAACUGUAAUGAGUGGUUCCAUGGAGACUGCAUUCGGAUCACUGAGAAAAUGGCCAAGGCUAUCCGGGAGUGGUACUGUCGGGAGUGCCGAGAGAAAGACCCUAAGCUGGAGAUUCGCUAUCGGCACAAGAAGUCACGGGAUCGGGAUGGCAAUGAGCGGGACGGCAGUGAGCCCCGGGAUGAGGGUGGAGGGCGCAAGAGACCUGUCCCAGAUCCAGACCUGCAGCGCCGGGCAGGGGCAGGGGCAGGGGUUGGGACCGUGCUUGCUCGGGGCUCUGCUUCGCCCCACAAAUCCUCUCCACAACCCUUGGUGGCCACACCUAGCCAGCACCACCAGCAGCAGCAGCAGAUUAAGCGGUCAGCCCGCAUGUGUGGCGAAUGUGAGGCCUGCCGGCGCACUGAAGACUGUGGCCACUGUGACUUCUGUCGGGACAUGAAGAAGUUCGGGGGCCCCAACAAGAUCCGGCAGAAGUGUCGGCUGCGCCAGUGCCAGCUGCGGGCCCGGGAAUCGUACAAGUACUUCCCUUCCUCGCUCUCGCCGGUGAUGCCCUCAGAGUCCUUGCCACGGCCUCGCCGGCCAUUGCCCACCCAACAGCAGCCACAGCCAUCACAGAAGCUGGGGCGCAUCCGUGACGAUGAGGGAGCAGUGGCAUCAUCAACAGUCAAAGAGCCUCCCGAGGCUACAGCCACACCUGAGCCACUCUCAGAUGAGGACCUACCGCUAGAUCCUGACCUGUACCAGGACUUCUGUGCAGGGGCCUUUGAUGACCAUGGCUUGCCCUGGAUGAGUGACACAGAAGAGUCCCCAUUUCUGGACCCUGCGCUGCGAAAGAGGGCAGUGAAAGUGAAGCAUGUGAAGCGUCGGGAGAAGAAAUCUGAGAAGAAGGUGAUGGAGAGGAUAAAAUGGAAAGAGGAGAGAUACAAGAGGCAUCGGCAGAAGCAGAAGCACAAAGACAAGUGGAAACACCCAGAGAGGGCCGAUGCCAAGGAUCCUGCAUCGCUACCACAGUGUCUGGGGCCUGGCUGUGUGCGUCCUGCCCAGCCCAGCUCCAAGUAUUGCUCAGAUGACUGUGGCAUGAAGCUGGCAGCCAACCGCAUCUACGAGAUCCUCCCCCAGCGCAUCCAGCAGUGGCAGCAGAGUCCUUGCAUUGCUGAAGAGCAUGGCAAGAAGCUUCUUGAACGCAUCCGCCGUGAGCAGCAGAGCGCUCGCACUCGCCUUCAGGAAAUGGAGCGCCGAUUCCAUGAGCUUGAGGCUAUCAUUCUGCGUGCCAAGCAGCAGGCUGUGCGUGAGGAUGAGGAGAGCAAUGAGGGCGACAGUGAUGACACGGACCUGCAGAUCUUCUGUGUCUCCUGUGGGCACCCAAUCAACCCACGUGUUGCCCUGCGCCACAUGGAGCGCUGCUAUGCCAAGUAUGAGAGCCAGACGUCCUUUGGGUCCAUGUACCCCACACGCAUUGAAGGGGCCACACGACUCUUCUGUGAUGUCUAUAAUCCUCAGAGCAAGACAUACUGCAAGCGGCUCCAGGUGCUGUGCCCUGAGCACUCACGGGACCCCAAAGUGCCAGCUGAUGAGGUAUGCGGGUGUCCCCUUGUACGUGACGUCUUUGAGCUCACAGGUGACUUUUGCCGCUUGCCCAAGCGCCAGUGCAAUCGCCAUUACUGCUGGGAGAAGCUGCGGCGUGCUGAAGUGGACUUGGAGCGUGUGCGUGUGUGGUACAAGCUGGAUGAGCUGUUUGAGCAGGAGCGCAACGUGCGUACUGCCAUGACAAACCGAGCAGGAUUGCUGGCCCUGAUGCUGCACCAAACAAUCCAGCAUGACCCACUCACUACGGACCUGCGCUCCAGUGCUGACCACUGAGCUUCACUGGUCCAGGCCCCCUAACACCCUGCAUUCCAGAUGGGGAACUGCCCCGAAUCCCCCAUGUGUUCGUUCCUUCAUCUGUUGCAACCGUCCCUGUUUCCUCUUCUUUCCCUGAGGCCAUUCGCCAUUUGACUGCCCAUGUGCCCUUAUCAGAGGGUCUGAGUUUCCCUCUGUCUUACUCCUCUGUCUCUCCAUUUUCACUGCCCGCGUGGGACGGUGGAGUCUGCUCAUCCUUGCCUCCUGCCUCCCUGGGUUUUGUUAAUAAAAUUUUGAAGAACCAAGGAA
This is a messenger RNA of Carlito syrichta (Philippine tarsier), 2408 nucleotides long. It is a transcript of the gene CXXC1, whose product is annotated as CXXC finger protein 1. Gene Ontology annotation, biological process: positive regulation of DNA-templated transcription. The record is from RefSeq and is a predicted model, not a curated record. The transcript is spliced from 15 exons. Lineage: Eukaryota; Metazoa; Chordata; Mammalia; Primates; Tarsiidae. Gene Ontology annotation, cellular component: Set1C/COMPASS complex. The coding region runs from base 132 to 2120 and encodes 662 amino acids. Gene Ontology annotation, molecular function: zinc ion binding; DNA binding.